AUGUCUCUUCAAGAUCAGCCACAACAACCAGUCCAAGUUUACCCAACAAAUCAGCCACCUUCAUCUCACCACUCAAAUGGGUCUUUUGGGGCAGUUUUCAUUGUCCUUGCCAUAAUACUCGUCAUUUCUGUACUUGCUUGCUUUCUUGGGCGCCUUUGCAACAAACGCUACAAUAGACACAGUAGCAGCCAGAGACCCCCUAAGCAGCAUAGGCCACAGAUCCAUAAUUUGCAUCCAAGAGAUGAAGGGGACAUUGAAUUUGGGGUUGACAAAAGAAUGCCACCACCAAUUAUAAGGACCAAAGGGCAAGGUCAUGGUCAUGGUCACGGUCACGGUCCUCAUAGUCAUGGAGCAGGCACAGGACCCCACCUACAUGUUAAUGACAACAUGAGAGAAUUUGAAAUCAGACCUGGCCAUGGAGAAGAGCUUAGAGCAGGUGCAUGA
Messenger RNA from Sphenostylis stenocarpa, 444 nucleotides. The record is from the annotation of a GenBank genome assembly. NCBI's taxonomy places the organism in Eukaryota, Viridiplantae, Streptophyta, Magnoliopsida, Fabales, Fabaceae.